GGAUUUGGCAGCAGCGGCGGCGGAGGAGCAGCCCCUCGCCUCUCAUUAGUCGCUGCCAUGGGGGUCGGAUAGUGGGGAGCGCAGGGGGGCAGCACACACCUGGCGUGGGGGUGGGAGCGGGAGCGUCUCUGCUUUUAUUCCGUUUACACCCGGCAGAAAGUGAGAAUAAUGCAGCAGCGGCAGCAGGAGCAGCAGCGCCCAGAAGAGGCAAACUAUGCAAGUAGUACCAGAAUUCCUCUCCCUGGUGACGGACCAACUAUUCAGUCAAACAGUUCAGCACCAUCCAAGCAAACUGUUCUAUCUUGGCAAGCUGCAAUUGAUGCUGCUAGACAAGCCAAGGCUGCCCAAACUAUGAGCACCACCACAGCCCAACCCGUAGGAUCUCUUUCCCAAAGAAAACGCCAGCAAUAUGCCAAGAGCAAAAAACAGGGUAAUACAUCUAACAGUCGGCCACCCCGUGCCCUUUUCUGUUUAUCCCUCAAUAACCCAAUACGAAGAGCCUGCAUUAGUCUAGUAGAAUGGAAACCAUUUGACAUAUUUAUACUACUGGCUAUUUUUGCCAAUUGUGUGGCCUUAGCUGUUUACAUCCCAUUCCCAGAAGAUGAUUCUAAUUCAACUAAUCAUAACUUGGAAAAAGUAGAAUAUGCCUUCCUGAUUAUUUUUACAGUAGAAACAUUUUUGAAGAUUAUAGCAUAUGGAUUAUUAUUACACCCCAAUGCAUACGUUAGAAAUGGAUGGAAUUUACUGGAUUUUGUAAUAGUAGUAGUAGGAUUGUUUAGUGUAAUUUUGGAACAAUUAACCAAAGAAACAGAAGGAGGUAGCCACUCAGGUGGCAAACCAGGUGGCUUUGAUGUCAAAGCCCUAAGAGCCUUUCGUGUGUUGCGACCUCUCCGGCUUGUAUCAGGAGUGCCCAGUUUACAAGUUGUCCUGAACUCCAUUAUAAAAGCCAUGGUUCCCCUGCUCCAUAUUGCCCUUUUGGUAUUGUUUGUAAUCAUAAUCUAUGCUAUUAUAGGAUUGGAACUUUUUAUUGGAAAAAUGCACAAAUCAUGUUUUCUUGUUGAUUCAGAUAUAUUAGUUGAGGAUGAUCCAGCACCUUGUGCAUUCUCAGGGAAUGGACGUCAGUGUGCCACGAAUGGCACCGAAUGUAGGGGAGGCUGGGUCGGACCAAAUGGAGGCAUAACCAACUUUGACAAUUUUGCCUUUGCGAUGUUAACUGUGUUCCAAUGUAUAACCAUGGAAGGCUGGACUGAUGUGUUGUACUGGAUGAAUGAUGCUAUGGGAUUUGAAUUGCCAUGGGUGUAUUUUGUCAGUCUCGUCAUCUUUGGGUCAUUUUUCGUACUAAAUCUUGUUCUUGGUGUAUUGAGCGGGGAAUUUUCCAAGGAAAGAGAAAAAGCCAAAGCCCGAGGGGACUUUCAGAAGCUGCGUGAAAAGCAGCAGCUUGAAGAGGAUCUGAAGGGAUAUUUAGAUUGGAUUACACAGGCAGAAGACAUUGACCCUGAGAAUGAGGAGGAGGGUGAUGAAGAAGGCAAACGGAACACAAGUAUGCCGACAAGUGAAACUGAAUCUGUGAACACUGAGAAUGUCAGCGGAGAAGGAGAGAGCCCAGCAUGCUGUGGCAGUCUGUGUCAAACUAUCUCAAAAUCCAAGUUCAGUCGACGCUGGCGUCGCUGGAACCGAUUCAAUCGAAGAAAAUGUAGAGCUGCAGUAAAAUCUGUCUCAUUUUAUUGGCUGGUUAUUGUCUUGGUCUUUCUGAACACAUUAACUAUCUCUUCUGAGCAUUACAAUCAACCUGACUGGCUGACACAGAUCCAAGAUAUUGCAAACAAAGUACUUCUGGCAUUAUUUACCUGUGAAAUGUUAAUAAAGAUGUACAGCUUGGGCCUACAGGCUUAUUUUGUAUCCCUCUUUAACCGUUUUGAUUGCUUCGUCGUUUGUGGUGGCAUUGUUGAAACCAUACUGGUGGAGUUGGAAAUUAUGUCACCCCUGGGAAUCUCAGUGUUUCGCUGUGUUCGUCUUCUACGUAUUUUUAAAGUGACAAGGCACUGGACAUCCCUGAGCAACUUGGUAGCAUCCUUGUUAAACUCAAUGAAGUCCAUUGCUUCACUGUUGCUUCUGCUUUUCCUCUUCAUCAUAAUCUUCUCAUUGCUUGGAAUGCAGCUGUUUGGAGGCAAAUUUAAUUUUGAUGAAACUCAAACAAAACGGAGCACCUUCGAUAAUUUUCCACAAGCUCUUUUAACUGUAUUCCAGAUUCUAACAGGUGAAGACUGGAAUGCUGUGAUGUAUGAUGGAAUUAUGGCAUAUGGUGGCCCAUCGUCAUCAGGAAUGGUCGUCUGUAUAUACUUCAUUAUCCUCUUCAUCUGUGGUAACUAUAUCUUGCUAAAUGUCUUUUUGGCCAUUGCUGUGGAUAACUUGGCAGAUGCCGAAAGCCUGAAUACAGCUCAGAAAGAAGAAGCAGAAGAAAAGCAGAGGAAAAAGAAUGCCAGAAAAGAGAGUCUGGAAAAUAAAAAAGGUGACAAAUCCCAAGGUGACCAAAAGAAGGCCAAGGAUAAUAAGGUUACAAUUGCUGAAUAUCGAGAAGGAGAAGAUGAGGACAAAGACCCCUAUCCACCUUGCGAUGUACCAGUAGGUGAAGAUGAGGAAGAUGAGGAAAAUGAACCAGAGGUACCAGUUGGCCCACGUCCCCGAAGAAUAUCUGAACUAAAUAUGAAGGAGAAGAUAACACCGAUUCCUGAAGGGAGUGCCUUCUUCAUUUUCAGCAGCACCAACCCAAUUCGAGUGGGAUGCCACAGGCUUAUCAACCACCACAUCUUUACAAACCUCAUCCUUGUCUUCAUCAUGCUCAGCAGUGUUUCCCUAGCGGCAGAAGACCCAAUUCGCAGUCACUCUUUUCGAAAUAACAUACUUGGUUACUUUGACUAUGCUUUCACAGCCAUCUUUACUGUUGAAAUCCUGUUAAAGAUGACAGCUUUUGGAGCAUUCCUUCACAAAGGGUCUUUCUGCAGGAAUUACUUCAAUUUGCUGGAUUUGCUAGUUGUGGGUGUUUCUCUGGUGUCGUUUGGGAUUCAAUCAAGUGCUAUCUCUGUUGUGAAGAUUCUGAGAGUUUUAAGAGUCUUGAGGCCUCUAAGGGCAAUAAACAGAGCAAAAGGACUUAAGCAUGUUGUUCAGUGUGUCUUUGUUGCUAUUAGAACUAUUGGUAAUAUCAUGAUUGUCACAACUCUGCUCCAGUUCAUGUUCGCCUGUAUUGGUGUACAGCUUUUUAAGGGAAAAUUUUAUCGGUGCACUGAUGAAGCAAAACAGAAUCCUGAGGAUUGCCGGGGAAUAUUCAUUGUUUAUAAAGAUGGAGAUGUUGAUAAUCCAAUGGUCAGAGAAAGGGUUUGGCAAAACAGUGAUUUCAACUUUGACAAUGUUCUGUCUGCUAUGAUGGCCCUUUUUACUGUGUCUACCUUUGAAGGCUGGCCUGCGCUGCUAUACAAAGCCAUAGACUCAAAUGCAGAGAAUAUAGGCCCUGUAUACAACUACAGAGUGGAGAUUUCCAUCUUCUUCAUCAUCUAUAUCAUCAUCAUUGCCUUCUUUAUGAUGAACAUAUUUGUUGGUUUUGUCAUUGUUACAUUCCAAGAACAGGGAGAACAAGAGUAUAAGAACUGUGAACUGGACAAAAAUCAGCGUCAGUGUGUGGAAUAUGCCUUGAAGGCACGCCCUCUGCGUAGAUACAUCCCAAAAAAUCCUUACCAGUACAAGUUCUGGUAUAUGGUGAACUCCACUGGGUUUGAGUACAUCAUGUUUGUCCUCAUCAUGCUGAACACGCUUUGCUUGGCCAUGCAGCACUACGGACAGUCUAAGCUGUUUAAUGAUGCAAUGGACAUUCUGAAUAUGGUUUUCACAGGCGUGUUCACUGUUGAAAUGGUUUUGAAACUCAUUGCAUUCAAACCCAAGGGCUAUUUUAGUGAUGCCUGGAAUGCGUUUGACUCCCUCAUCGUUAUUGGCAGCAUAGUAGACGUCGUACUCAGUGAAGCCGAUCACUAUUUCACUGAUGCAUGGAACACUUUUGAUGCCUUAAUUGUUGUUGGUAGCGUCGUUGAUAUUGCUAUAACAGAAGUUAAUAACUCUGAAGACAGCGCUAGAAUCUCCAUCACUUUUUUCCGUCUCUUCCGGGUGAUGCGAUUGGUGAAGCUUCUCAGCAGGGGUGAAGGAAUCAGAACAUUGUUGUGGACAUUUAUUAAGUCAUUUCAGGUGAGCAUGAUAAUGUUAAAUCUGCCUUAUGUUGCUCUUCUGAUAGCUAUGCUGUUUUUCAUCUAUGCUGUUAUUGGAAUGCAGGUAAUUAUGAUUGCCAUGAGGGACAAUAAUCAAAACAGAAACAACAAUUUUCAGACUUUUCCCCAAGCAGUCCUGCUUUUGUUCAGGUGUGCAACUGGAGAAGCAUGGCAGGAAAUCUGCUGGCUUGCUUGCCUGAAACGCUGUGAUCCAGAAUCUGAUUAUAGUCCAGGGGAAGAAUUCACAUGUGGAAGCAACUUUGCAAUUAUUUAUUUCAUCAGCAAAUAUAAAUUUUGAAUUGCUUUUUAGAUUAUCAAUCUGUUUGUGGCUGUCAUCAUGGACAACUUUGAUUAUUUGACACGUGACUGGUCUAUUCUGGGUCCACAUCAUUUGGAUGAAUUCAAAAGAAUAUGGUCAGAAUAUGAUCCUGAAGCAAAGGGAAGAAUAAAGCAUCUUGAUGUAGUUACGUUGCUGCGACGCAUUCAGCCUCCACUUGGUUUUGGCAAAUUAUGCCCCCACAGAGUGGCAUGCAAGAGGUUAGUAGCCAUGAACAUGCCUCUGAACAGUGAUGGAACAGUCAUGUUCAAUGCUACUUUAUUUGCCUUGGUUAGAACUGCGCUGAAGAUCAAAACAGAAGGUAACCUAGAACAGGCAAAUGAAGAACUUAGAGCAGUUAUAAAGAAAAUCUGGAAGAAAACCAGCAUGAAGCUUCUUGAUCAAGUUGUCCCUCCAGCUGGUGAUGAUGAGGUAACCGUGGGGAAGUUCUAUGCCACCUUCCUGAUACAGGACUACUUUAGGAAAUUCAAGAAACGCAAAGAACAAGGACUGGUGGGGAAACAUCCAGCAAAGAACACCACAAUCGCUCUACAGGCAGGACUAAGAACUCUUCAUGACAUUGGCCCUGAAAUUCGUCGAGCUAUAUCCUGUGACUUGCAAGAUGAUGAACCUGAGGAAAAUAAUCAUGAGGAAGAGGAAGAUAUAUAUAAAAGGAACGGUGCCCUGUUUGGAAACCAUAUAAAUCAUGUUAGCAGUGAUAGGAGAGAUUCGUUUCAACAAAUCAAUACCACACACCGUCCCCUGCAUGUCCAACGGCCUUCAAUUCCAUCUGCAAGUGAUACUGAGAAAAAUAUGUACCACCACGCCUCAAAUUCUGUAUUACAUAACCAUCAUAAUCACAACUCAAUAGGAAAGCACGUUCCAAACUCAACAAAUGCCAAUCUCAAUAAUGCCAAUAUGUCCAAAGUUGCUAAUGGAAGGCACCCAAACAUUGGAAAUCAUGAGCAUAGGUCUGAAAAUGGAUACCAUUCAUACUCCAGAGCUGAUCAUGAGAGGCAUAAAAGAUCAAACAGUAAGAGAACACGCUAUUAUGAAACUUACAUUAGGUCAGACUCUGGUGAUGGGCAUCUACCAACUAUUUGCCGUGAAGACCAUGAAGUUCAGGAUUACUGCAAUGAUGAUCAUUAUAUGGGAGAGCAGGAAUAUUUUAGUGGAGAAGAGUAUUACGAAGAAGACUAUAUGUUGUCAGGAAGCAGGCACACGUCUGACUAUCACAACAGAUAUCACUGCAAUGACUUAGAUUUUGAGCGGCCAAAAGGCUACCAUCACCCACAUGGGUUUUUUGACGACGACGAUUCACAGAUCUGUUACAAUUCAAAAAGAUCUCCUAGGAGACGGUUGCUACCUCCAACACCUACAUCAAAUCGCCGCUCUUCCUUCAACUUUGAAUGCCUCCGCAGACAAAGCAGUCAAGAUGAGAUACCUCUCUCUCCUACUUUUCACCACCGCACCGCUUUACCACUGCAUUUAAUGCAACAACAGAUCAUGGCAGUUGCAGGUCUGGAUUCCAGUAAAGCUCACAAACAUUCACCAAGUCGUUCAACACGUUCCUGGGCCACCCCACCAGCUACCCCACCCAACCGGGACCGUACUCCAUAUUAUACACCUCUAAUCCAAGUUGACAGGGCUGAAUCUACAGAGCAGAUGAAUGGUAGCCUACCGUCUUUGAACAGGAGCUCCUGGUAUACAGAUGACCCUGAUAUUUCCUACCGAACAUUCACACCAGCCAAUUUAACUGUACCUAAUGACUUUAGGCAUAAACAUAGUGACAAACAGAGAAGUGCAGACAGUUUGGUAGAAGCGGUACUUAUAUCUGAAGGCCUAGGGCGGUAUGCAAAGGACCCUAAAUUUGUUUCAGCUACUAAACAUGAGAUUGCUGAUGCUUGUGACAUGACUAUUGAUGAGAUGGAAAGUGCAGCAAGUAACCUUCUCAAUGGAAAUAUUAGCAAUGGGACCAAUGGGGAUAUGUUCCCCAUUUUAAGCAGGCAAGAUUAUGAACUUCAAGACUUUGGUACUGGUUAUAGUGAUGAAGAACAAGACACUGGUAGAUAUGAAGAAGACUUAGCUGAUGAAAUGAUAUGCAUUACAACCUUAUAGUAUUUAGCAAGAAACAAAUAAAUAAUUUUUAAUAACAGAAAAAGUGCCUCAUAGUUCAAAGAUGCUAGGCACUAGUUGGAAUUAAUAAUUAAUCAAGCUUUGUACAAGUGAUGUCACACCUCAAGAAGCCAUAAUUUAUUUAUCAGUAAGUGUCUCCAGUUGUUGAAAUGUGACCAAUGCUGUAGUACGUCAAGUCCUUUACCACAGAAUCUUCAUUUCCUCAGUAGGAAUAGAGUUAUGUAAAACCAAGCCGAUUCUGAAGAUCCCGUUUCCAGAAGACUAGAGAAGAGUUCUGAGGUGUAAUAUCUUGCCUGUCUUUCAAACUUGUGCUACUGUCAUUCACAGUGAAGCAGGAGUUUCUGAAUGAAAAAUGUGUGUAGGUCCAGCACAAAAAUAUGUGGGGAAGACUACUAUGUGAGACAGGUGAUGGCAAUCAAAAGUGUCAUUACCUCAGCAUUCAAUAGCAUAUCAAAUGUUAACUGCAUUCAGCAUAUCCAUUCUAACAUUGUUUUCAAACUUGCCUCCUGAUUUAUUUUUCUUAACGCUCUUCUAAAAUAUGUCAAACUCUACCUACCAGAAAAAGAACCUAAAAACAUUUCUGUCAUAUGUAACAUUAGUUUACAUAGGAAAAUAUCAUUCAGAUAGUCUGUUUUAUGACUAUCAUGUUAAGGGCAAAAUAUACUGGAAUAAUUGCAUUCUUACUAAUGCACUUGCAACCAGGUUAAAGUAGAAUUAGUUAAAAUAGUUUGUUAAUUAUAUAGUAGAAAUUACUGUAAAUGAAUUGUAAUAUACAAUAAUUUGUAUUUGUAAAGAGAUGUUCUAUAUUUUGUAAUUAUUGUACCGUAAUUGAACUGCAGCAAUAUUUAUGAAACCUAAUUAUUGUAAUUCUCCGCAGAAUUCUAGAUAUAAGUAUUUUUACUUGGAAUAUAUAGAGCUAUAGGAUAAAUAUUUAACUAGAGCCACCACUCAAUGUAAAUCUCUUUUUGGGGUAAGGUUUCAGGUUUAGAGAAACUUGACAAUAUUCAGAUUUUAUAAAAUAUUUUGAGUCAAUAAGAAUCUCUCUUUACAUAAGGGAUGCACAGAUAUCUAUUUUCAGUCCUAUAUUCAGAAAGUUAAAAGAAUGGAAAUUAUCUGCUAAUUUUUUUGAUUGACAAUAAGCUGUGAUCUUUUUAUUAUAAAUAUCCUAAAUUAUAGAUAAAUACUAAAUUAAUUGAAGAAAUUGGCCAAGUCUUCAUUGGUCUUGAGACAUUUAUAAUUUUAUCACAACUAAAUUGACCAAGUAGCCGAAUUCUGUAUUCGGAAUAUGGGGGAGAAAUUUUUUUGCAGGUGGAUGAAAAUGUCUAAAUUCCAAUCCUGUGUACUAAUUAUUCUGCUCAUAAUAAAAAACAAGAUAAAAGGACUCUCCCUAGAACCAAUCAGAUUCCUGAUAUAUAAAAAUACUACGUUAUUGCCUCUCCCCUUUUGCUGUUCUAUGUGCAGAUUAUAUACUUUAAAGGAUUUAUUUUUAUGCAAUUGAAAGAGGGAUUAGGUUCUGUUCACGAUGCAGUAAAACCCUGAUACAAAUACAAUUUUGGGGGAAAAUGUCAAAAUCUUCUAUUUUAUUAACACUGAAUAAAUUUGACUUGCUCUGCAAAGUUACCUUAUCAGGGUUUACCUGUACUUAACAAGAUAGGUAGCAAUUCAGUUCACAUUUUUAAAAUGUGAAAUAUAAAACAUGUCAAUAAACAUUUUUGUACAUAAUGAGUUUGCUAUGGAUACCUUACAGACCUCUUCUUGAAUCAUUCUUUUGUCAAAUGCCAGGAUAAAACUUAAGGGUUUGUAAAUUAUUUCUUGACCUACAUCAUUUUGUAUUAAAGCAAAUGCAAAAUGUUCUUCAGAAUAAAACCGUGUAAUA
Dermochelys coriacea (leatherback sea turtle) is the source of this 8578-nucleotide messenger RNA. RefSeq names its product calcium voltage-gated channel subunit alpha1 D (gene CACNA1D). The record is from RefSeq and is a predicted model, not a curated record. Gene Ontology annotation, molecular function: high voltage-gated calcium channel activity. NCBI's taxonomy places the organism in Eukaryota, Metazoa, Chordata, Testudines, Dermochelyidae. Gene Ontology annotation, cellular component: voltage-gated calcium channel complex; membrane. Gene Ontology annotation, biological process: calcium ion import across plasma membrane.